Molecule: messenger RNA, 6810 nt
Organism: Epinephelus moara (kelp grouper)
Lineage: Eukaryota; Metazoa; Chordata; Actinopteri; Perciformes; Serranidae
Gene: klhdc3l
Product: actin-fragmin kinase
Exons: 8
Coding region: 79-1407 (442 amino acids)
Cellular component (GO): Golgi apparatus
Molecular function (GO): protein binding
Source: RefSeq, a predicted model, not a curated record
AUCAAAAGCCCGUUCACAGACAGAGAAUCGGACGAAGAGGAGCAGUUGGGACUUCAAGAUGUCCAGUGAGAGCAGACAAUGCCCGCCAUGAGUCAAAGUAGUCCUUGCCUGUGGACUCAGCUCCCUCAGAGCAGUCAGUCCCCAUGUGACCGCUACAAGCACACCUGCUGCAGCUAUGAUGGAAAUGUCUACAUCCUGGGAGGAAGGGACAACGGCUGUCUGAGGGACUUCUGGAAGUACAGCGUGGUGCGUAAUGAGUGGACAGAGUUGAACUGCACCAGUGAAGCUGCACCAGAAGAACUAGAAGAACAUUCUAUGGUGGCUCAUGAGGGCUUCCUCUACGUGUUUGGAGGCAUGCUGGAUUCUGCAUACACAAAGUGGAGACAUCCCCUCUGGAUAUUUGACAUUGCAAAUCAGAAAUGGGUGCAUUGCCAGGGAAAGAUGAGCUCCCCUCAGACCCAAAUGCCAACCAACAGAAAAGGACACAGUGCUGUGGUGGUUGGCUCUGCCAUGUUGGUGUAUGGGGGUUUCAUAGACAUGAAAGGAUCCUCACAGGACUUUUGGAGUUUGGAUUUUGAUACUAUGGCUUGGUCCCUGCUAAAUGGUUCUCAGCAGGGCUCAUCGGGCCCAGGUCCGAGACAUAGUCACUCAGCCAUUGCCAGCCACAGCUGCAUGUACCUGUUUGGGGGCUUGAAAGGUUUGCGGGAGCAGAGAGACUUCUGGAAGUGGAAUUCCAUCAGCCACAUGUGGAGCUCCCUCAGAAACAAGUCCGGCCCAUCCAGACUGGUGGGCCACUCAGCUGUGGCCUACAAGGACAGUAUGCUUCUUUUUGGGGGAGGUGAGAGCCAGAAUUCUCCAAAGAACUGUCUGUGGAGGUACAACUUCACCACUCAGACCUGGGUGCAGGUCGCCACACUCCCAGGCUCAAAUCCCCCAGACAAGAUUUACCACUGCUGCGCCGGGCUGGGCCCCAGCUACAACUCCAACACCAGCAGCCCCUGCUCCAGUUCAGGACUCGAACCCAGGCUGCUGGAUGGUAAACUAAGGCCCUUCAAGAACAAGUGCUUCCCUGCCCCGCUCAUGUUUCUGGGAUCAGAGGGAGCUAUAGAGCUGGAGACGUUCAGCCCAGACAAAUGCUACGGGAGCAAAACACUCAAACAGUCUUCAGAACUGGACAACAGCACAGAGGGCUUGAUGGGGAAAGAUGCAAGGCAGAUCGGAAACUGUCUGACCUUUGAAAACAAGGCUUUCAAGAAACAGUGGAGCUGCACAGAAGAGGACCUUCUGGAUGAGGAGGAUGAAGAUGUAGCCCAGCAUCUGCCUGAUCUGCUGCUGUUACUCGGGGGGAGACCUUUCACCACACACAGUCCUAUCUCCAUAUGGCAGAUGACUCUGACUGACUCCUAACAGCCUGUGGAGAACACAUUUUGUAAACGUUUUUUUUCUGUAUGAGAAAUGUGAACAAAAACAGUGUUAUAUUAUCAUUUGACCUUAAAUCUUAUAUGUUUAAAGGGAUAACUGAGGUUCUGUGAAUAAGAAAAUAACUAAUUUUAUUAUGCUGUUACUUUUUUAGUUUUAAUGUUGUGUAUGAAUUUAUAUUAUUUUCCUUUUUUCAGCACUCAAAUAUAUUACAGGAAAAUUACAUUAGGGAAACUCUAAAAUUAUGACAGGUAAAUAUAUCUAAUCAAUACUGUAACUGUGAAAAUGAUGGAUCAUGCACAUGAACAAAAUCAGGAAUACCAAUUCAAACCCCAGACCUCCCUACAACACAAUAUAGUCCCUUAUAUUAACUGUCCUGCUGUGACAGUUUGGUCUGACUUUGUACUACACUAUCAGUCUGUGACAUAAUUCAGCCCCACAGGCUGUGCACGACACAUUGCACAGUUGCCUUCACUUACUGCCGACAUGGAGCCGAUAGUAAUGCCUGUCAUACAGUCUGAAUUACACACGAUGGCGCCAGAGCUCAACGUUGUCUUAAUGCCUGAGCUAUAACUGAAGGAAUAAGUCUCAGUUAUCAGUGGUUCCCAACCUUUUCUCUGAAGAAACUCCUUUUCUAUCACUGAAUAAACUGAUGAUCCCUGAAUAUUUUAUGGAUAUUUCAUAUUAUAUUUAAUGCAUGGCAAUAACAGUACAGAACUGGUAAACUGCAAAGUGAACGCAACAACUGCAGGAAGUUUGUGUAAAACAAGUGAUUUGGAUACAUUUUGAGCAGAUUAUUCCCUGUGAAUAUUGCAUCAGAGUUGAGUUUUCCUGAUAUUCUUAGGAGUUUUUUUGGUAUGAUUCUCUGUCUGUAUCAUGUUUUUUUUUUUUUUUUUUUGAAAUAAUCAUGCACACAAAUUCAUACAAAUUCAGUGUUUUUAUGUCUCUGGUUUGUGAUAGCCGUGGCCAGAGGCAUUAUGUUUUUGGGUUGUCCAUCAGUCCAUCCGUCCCAUCCUUGUGAACACAAUAUCUCAAGAAUGCCUCUGGGGAAUUUCUUCUAAUUUAGCACAAAUAUCCACUUGAACUAACAAUGAACUCCUUAUUGGUGGUCAAGGGUGGUCAAAGGUCAAGGUCGCUGUGACCUCGCAUCCACCGCGUUCUUGUGAACGCAAUAUCUCAAGAUCACCUUGAGGGAAUUUCUUCAAAUUUGGCACAUUCACUUGGACUCUACAGUGAACUGAUUGGAUUUUGGUGGUCAAAGGUCAAGGUCAAUGUGACCUUGCAAAGUGUCUUCUUCUUGUAAAUAUGAUAUCUCAGGAAAACUCUAAGGGAAUUUCAUUAAAUAUGACACAAACGUCCACCUGGACUGAAGAAUAAAUUGAUAAGAAUUUUGUGGUUGACGGUCAAAGGUCAAGGUCACUGUGACCUCACAAAAUGUGUUUUUGGCCAUAACUUAAGAAUUCAUAUGCUAAUUAUUAAUAUCUAAUAGCAUAAAAUAAUAAAGUAAGGACAUUUUAUAUCCUAAAGGUCAAAGACAUUUCACAGACAUGGAUGUGAACUGCAAGAGAAACUCUACUGGUGAGCAGUCAUACAACCACGGGGCAGUAAUUCUAGUCUUCUUCCUGAUGUUUUGCCAUUGCUCUCUUAGCUCUUUUGUUGUUAGGCUGUUAAGCAGCUCUGCCCUUAUCUUGUGAGAUUUUUUAAAACUUUAUAUCUUGAAAAAUAAUCUAAACUUUAAAAUAAUUUCAUGUAAUUUUCUCUACAGAGAUGAAUGAAAUGCAGAGAUAUAGGCCCACUAAAUAAUUUAAAAGAAAACAAAUUCUUGCACCCCUUAAAAUCAAAAAGGCUCCGUAACCCUCUGUCAGAUUUUGGUGACCCCCAGGUUGGAACCCAAUGGUCUAAUAAUAACUAGUCAAUUUACAGAUAAUCUCUGGUUUUUAUAUGUGCUUCUGAAUAGAAAUUGGAUUCCUUUAAACUGGGAGUGUCUGCUGACACACUUGUGAUUUCAUUUCAAGUUUUUAUUUUUUCAUGAAAAAUUAUAAAUUCUUUCAUGUUGGGGAGAGCAGAGUGUCCCGAUUUACUCUCAUUUCCCACCUCCUCUUCUUUUCUGCUGCUGCUCCAAGUUCUUUUUCCUCAUUUUUCCCCUCUUGUGUUCAGCCAUUACUGCACAUAGAAUAUAACCAGACAGGGUGUGCAUUGUAGUGCACUGAGCAUGCUUGACAUGUAGUAGUGUACACAACACAACAUCAGCAGUGAAGAAGCAAAUAGGAUGCACUAGAUGUGUUGACAACAACGGAAUGUUGUUUACAUAGACAGUUUUAUUCUUGAAAUAUAAAUGGGUACAACAAUGGGUAUAUGGUAUCUUCAAAAUGAUCUUUAAAAUGAAAACAUAGUAUCAAUAUUUUGGUAUUGAUCCACCCACCUUUACACAGCAGGGCCCAGUCCCCACUCCAUGCUGGGUCCAUACAGACACUGCAGCUCCAAAGAGUAAUAACUUUGGUAGGAACCAGUGUGCUAAGUGCUACAGGCAGGGUAUUGAAGUGAGAAAGUAUUGAAAGACAGACAAACAGGUUGACAAUUGACAAUAUAAAUAAAUAACAUUUGUGUCAGCUUUAUCAUUUAAGGUUAUUACAGUAAAAAUGUAUUAUUCCAUACUUUCUGACAUCAUUUUAUGUCUAUUGUUUAUUAAAGUAAUACAGUGGCAUGCAAAAGCUUGGGCACCCCUGGUCAGUUUAUAAUGUAAUGAAGAAAUGGCAGUUAACAGGAACUGUGAAUGUCAAGUUGAGGUCUGGAAGACCAAGAAAACUUUACUAGAGAGCUGCUCGUACAAUUGCUAGAAAGGCAACUCAAAACCCCCAUUUGACUGCAAAAACACCUGCAAGAACAUGUAUCAGACUCUGGAGGGGUGGUGCACUGUACUACUGUCUAGUCAGACCAAUAUGACCUUAAUGGAAGAGUCAUCAGGAGUAAACCUUUCCUGUGUCCUGAUGGAAUUAAAAUAGAACUUUUUGGACGCAAUACAUGAAGGUAUGUUUGGAGAAAAAAGGGUGCAGAAUACCUGUCCAACUGUUUAUUAUGGAGGGGGAUUGAUCAUACUUUGGGCUUGUGUUGCAGCCAGUGGCACAGGGAACAUUUCACAGGUAGAGGGAAGAAAGGAUUAAUUAAAUUCCAGCAAAUUCUGGAAACAAACAUCCCACCAUCUGUAAAAGAAAAAAAAGCUGAAGAUGAAGAGAAGAUGGCUUCUACAACAGAACAGUGAUCCUAAUCACACCUCAAAUUCAAUGAUGGACUAGUUCAAGAGGUGCAAGCUGAAGGUUUUGCCAUGGCCCUCACAGUCCCCCGACCUAAACAUCAUUGAAAAUCUGUGGAUAGACCUCAAAAGAGCAGUGCAUGGAAGACGGCCCAAGAAUCUCACAGAGCUAGAAGCCUUCUGCAGGAAGAAUGGGUGAAAAUCCCUCAAACAUGAACUGACAGACUCUUAGCUGGUUACAAAAAGCAUUUAGAAGCUGUGAUACUUGACAAAGGGGACGUUACUAAGUACUGACCAUGCAGGGUGCCCAAACUUUUGCUUUCCACCCUUUUCCUUUUUUGUUAUUUUGAAACUUUAAAAGAAUGAAAUAAAAAAAGUAAUCUUUCUUAAAAUAUUGAAGAUAUUUGUCAUCUUUAACUUAAUGCCUUUUGGAAAUCAGUUCAUCUUCUGCUUUCCUAUUCACAGUGACUGAAAUUUUGACCAUGAGUGCCAAAACUUUUGCAUGUCACUGUAUCUACACUCAAUGUAAUAUUCAAACCCAGGAUUUAUUUAUGGCUGAAAUGUUUCACCAAAUAUUCUAGAUAUCUUUUGCAUACCAAAUACAGACUUGUCUGUACCCAAAUACAGAAGGGCAUAUUUGAAAUAUUUGGAAACGCUGUUAUCUCUGCUAGAAUUUAAAAUAAACUGCUGUGGGUUUAAACAAUGUUUUUGCUGCACAGCACAAAGUUUGCCAGACUUCUGCUUGUUAAGGGGAAAAGUUCCCCUCACAUAUUUGCAGUUUGUGACUGUAAUUCCACUGGGGGAAAAUACUAAGUCAUAAAUAACUGAGUCAUUUCUAAAUAAACUCUAACCCCACGCGCUCAUGGCUAAACAUUGUUUUUAUUGGACUUUUAUUUUCCAUCUGAUGACAUUAGGUCAUGUAAAUCUAAUCUAAGAGUCAAUGUACUCUGUGAGUGGACCUGUAGGAAAGUAAACUAAUCAGCUCUUAUGCAGCAGGCCAGGCUGCUCUAAUCCAUCACUGCUGCUGCUGCUGCUGCUGCACCUCAUUUCGUUUGGCCUAUUGACCUACAUUACUGCUCCCACUCAUGACACAAACCUGCUCCUGCAAACUACUCCUACCAGGACUUAGACAACACAUGAUGUGACUGUGGUACAUGAUGUUCACAUUAUGUAUGUGUGACCUUAUCAUGUGGUAACCAGAGGUCAGUGAUUCCCAACCUUUUUCCAGUCCUUAAAAUAUCUUCUUAUGGCCUCUUGUCUUGUGAGGUUAUGGAUCGAGUGUUAUAUGAUUUGCAACCAAUUCAAUUCACGAGUGAUUUUCCUUCUCACAUAAUUUGAUUUGAGGGCUUUUAAUAGACUGGUACUGUAACUGUUCCUGCAUUACAUUUGUAAGUAUUCUCAAGUGCUAUUGCUAUUAUUAUCAUCACAAUGACCUCUGUAUCUAUUAUGCUCGCUCGUAAUGCUAUAUUAUUACAUAACAUACAUGUACCCCUGUACAGUACAUAUAGUCCAUUUGAAUAACAGCAGCAGUUGAAUGUAACUAAGUACAUUUACUAAAGUAAAAUUUUGAGGUAGGCCUACUUGUACUUCAGUAUUUCCAUUUCAUGCUACUUCAUACUUCUACUCCAUCUCAGAGGAGAAUUUUACUUUUUAUUGCAAUACAUGUUUUUAUUUUCUUUAUACAUCUUUAUACUUGUUUUUGCGCCUAAUGGUUCACUUAUAAAAUAUAUUAACAUACUUUUUGGCUUUUCUUUGUAGUAAUCUCAUUUUGUGCUAGAUAUUACUUGUUUUAGAUCGUACAUUUUUGUUCUGUGUUGUCUGUCUGUAAUUUCUUUUUCAAGAGUGUCUUGGCCUAGACACUCUUGAAAAAGAGAUUUUUUAAUCUGCAGAGAUUUUUCUGGUUCAAUAAACGUAAAACAACAUAAAUAAAAUACACUGCUUGGUAUUUUAAUAUAUCUCAAAAUGUAUUACCCUGUACGCAGUUCUGUCAGAUUUUCUUCCAGACUGCGGAACCAUUGGUGAACAUGUCUGUAUGUUAGACAUUGAACAUUGUGGAAGGCUUUGUAUUUUUCUUGUGUGUUAUUUUUCUUUCUUAUUUGUACUCUGCUGUCUUUUUACUGUGUUUUUUUAUUGUGAUAUGG